Engraulis encrasicolus (European anchovy) is the source of this 3504-nucleotide messenger RNA. RefSeq names its product hypoxia up-regulated 1 (gene hyou1). Gene Ontology annotation, biological process: endoplasmic reticulum unfolded protein response; negative regulation of hypoxia-induced intrinsic apoptotic signaling pathway. The transcript is spliced from 26 exons. Gene Ontology annotation, cellular component: endoplasmic reticulum chaperone complex. The record is from RefSeq and is a predicted model, not a curated record. Gene Ontology annotation, molecular function: ATP binding; ATP-dependent protein folding chaperone. NCBI's taxonomy places the organism in Eukaryota, Metazoa, Chordata, Actinopteri, Clupeiformes, Engraulidae. The coding region runs from base 255 to 3224 and encodes 989 amino acids.
CGGGUGACUGCAAAAGAGACAGCGCAAGAAGUCUGUGAAGUCAAGUGUGUAUCCUGGAUGAAUUGUGAACGAAUGAUGUGUACACAGCAGUAGCAAGGCCGGUUUUGCUCUAACACGAUCAACAUAUAGCUGUUGAAGGGUUAUAACUAGACCCAAGAGGAAGUGAUCCCGUUGUUCAAGAACGUGCAAAGACAGAAACAACCCGAGCACUGAAGCCAGUCACAACCAAAAUAACCUGGCGCUUCGAGGUCACAAUGAGGAAGAUCACGAUAUGGAGUCUUCUCUGCCUUGCACUAGUAGCACUCUUGCCUUCUCAAACAGAUUCUGUAGCGGUGAUGUCUGUGGACCUGGGGAGUGAGUGGAUGAAAAUAGCGAUAGUCAAACCAGGAGUGCCGAUGGAGAUCGUACUCAAUAAGGAGUCUCGGAGGAAAACGCCGGUAGCCGUCUGCCUGAAGGACAACGAGCGUCUGUUUGGAGAUAGCGCCGUUGGAGUGUCUGUGAAGAACCCCAAGGUGGUGUAUCGCUACAUCCAGAGCCUGCUGGGUAAGCGCCAUGACAACCCCCAGGUGGCGCUAUACAGCAAGCGCUUCCCAGAACACCAGCUGGAGAAGGACACAGAGAGAGACACCACCGUCUUCAGACACUCCCAAGAGACGGUCUACUCUCCAGAGGAGAUCCUGGGCAUGGUCCUGAACGACUCCAGAUCUCUCGCUCAGGACUUCGCAGAGCAAGUCAUUAAGGAUGCGGUGAUCACCGUGCCGGCGUUUUUUAAUCAGGCGGAGCGUAGGGCAGUCCUGCAGGCGGCCCAGAUCGCGGGCCUGAAGGUCCUUCAGCUCAUCAACGACAACACGGCCGUCGCCCUGAACUACGGCGUCUUCAGGAGGAAGGACAUCAACGCCACGCAACAGAACGUGAUGUUCUAUGACAUGGGUUCCGGCAGCACCACGGCGACCAUCGUGACGUACCAGACGGUGAAGACCAAAGAGUUCGGAGUUCAGCCCCAGCUGCAGAUCAGAGGCGUCGGGUUUGACCGUACUCUGGGUGGGUUUGAGAUGGAGCUGCGUCUGCGUGACCACCUGGCUCAGCUGUUUAACGAGCAGAAGAAAUCCAAGAAGGACGUGCGGGAGAACCCCAGGGCCAUGGCCAAACUGCUGAAGGAGGCCCAGAGACUCAAGACUGUCCUCAGCGCCAACGCAGAAUUCAAUGCACAGGUGGAGGGGCUGAUGGAUGACAUCGACUUCAAGGCCAAGGUGACGCGGUCGGAGUUUGAGGAGCUGUGUCUGGACCUCUUCGACAGGGUACCAGGACCCAUCCAGGACGCCCUCGCCUCCUCAGAGAUGUCUCUGGAUGAGAUCGAGCAGGUGAUCUUGGUGGGAGGAGCUACGCGGGUUCCGAAGGUGCAGGAGGUUCUACUCAAGGCCGCACGCAAGGAGGAGUUGGGUAAGAAUAUCAACGCUGACGAGGCCGCUGCCAUGGGAGCUGUCUACCAGGCCGCCGCCCUCAGCAAGGCCUUCAAGGUCAAACCCUUCAUCGUCAGGGACGCCGCCCUCUUCCCCAUACAGGUUGAGUUCAGCAGGGAGGCAGAGGAGGAGGACGGCUCCAGGAGUCUGAAGCAUAACAGGCGUGUGUUGUUCCAGCGCAUGUCCCCCUACCCCCAGAGGAAGGUCAUCACCUUCAACAGAUACACUGACGACUUCCACUUCAACAUCAACUACGGAGACCUCAGCUUCCUCAAGGAGCACGACCUCAGUGCGUUCGGCUCCCUGAACCUGACCACGGUGAAGUUGAUGGGUGUGGGCGGCAGCUUUAAGAAGCACAGCGACGCCGAGUCCAAAGGCAUCAAGGCCCACUUCAACAUGGACGAGAGUGGGGUACUACUGCUGGACAGGGUGGAGUCCGUGUUUGAGACUAUUGUGGAGGAGAAGGAGGAGGAAUCCACACUGACCAAGCUUGGCAACACCAUCCAGAGUCUGUUUGGAGGAGGCAACUCGGAGCCCAGUCCCAACGCCACCGAGCCUGUUCAGGAUGAGGAGGAGGUUCCCCCUGAGGCGGGUAAGGAGCAAGAGGAGGGGGAGGAGCAGAAGGAGACGCAGACAGGAGGAGGAGGAGGAGAAGAGGAGAAGCAGGAGGGAGGAGAGCAGACGGCAGAGGAGGCUCCUGCGGAGGAGAAGACGGAGGGAGCAGGAGCAGGAGAGGAGCCCGCUCCAGAGGCGGGUGCUGGAGAGGAGGCUGCUGGGAAGGCGGCGGAGGAGGAGAAGGCAGCGGAGGGCCAGGAGGCGGCGGAGGAGAAGAAGACUAAACCGCAGAAGAAGAGCAAGAUCUCCGUGGACAUCGGGGCAGAGAUGCAGCUCAAGGACAUCCUGGACCCUACUACUGAUGCCAUCCAGGCAUCUCACAUGAAGCUGCAGGAUCUGACCAAUCGGGAUCUAGAGAAGCAAGAGAGGGAGAAAUCACUCAACAGCCUCGAGGCCUUUGUCUUCGAGACCCAGGAUAAGCUGUACCAGGAGGAGUACCAGGCCGUGGUGUCGGAGGAGGAGCGGGAGGCUCUGGGCUCCAAGCUGAGCGCCGCGUCUGAUUGGCUGGACGAGGACGGCUACUCUGCGGCCACUAAAGAGUUAAAGGAGAAGCUGUCAGAGCUGCGCAAGGCCACCAAGGCCAUGAUGUUCAGGGUGGACGAGAGACGCAAGUGGCCCGAGCGCCUCGCUUCCCUCGACAGCCGCCUCAACCAAUCCACAUUCUUCCUCAGGGGAGCUCAGCUGAUUCCAGAGGCAGACCAGAUCUUCACUGAAGUGGAACUCAAGACCCUGGAGAAGGUCAUCAAUGAAACCACAACGUGGAAGAAUGAGACGGUGGCGGAGCAGGAGAAGCGCUCCCCUACUGAGCGGCCGGUGCUGCUCUCUAAAGACAUCGACGCCAAGAUCACCCUGCUGGAGAGAGAGGUGAACUACCUGCUGAACAAGAUGAAGUUCGCUAAGCCCAAACCCAAAGCCAAGCCCAAGGAGAAGAACGACACCAGCGCCGACGCCGACGCAGAGAAAGGCAAAGCCAGCAGCAGCAGCAGCAGCACGGAGGAAAAGACUGCUGAGGAGGAGGUGAAGCCAGCGGAGGAGCCUCCUACAGCAGGAGAGAAAGAAGAGACCACGACAGAAAACGAAACGCAAACUCAAGAGUCCACGACGACCGAGAGACACGUACACAACGGCCGAGAUGUGGAACAGUUAUAACACACACAGGCCACCAGGGGGCACCAGGCGCAGAAGAUCAAGAGGACACCAAGUCAAAUCAUAAAAACGAUGAGUUAUAACAUCUGGAGCUCGAGUAUCUUUGUAUUUAUUGACUGGAAUGAGAUGGUUCAGGUUUUCUUUUUUUUGUCAGUCGUCAUCAUUCUUCCUCCUUUAUGUUGCGCUCAGCACCGUCGCCACCACCGACCCCCAAUGACAUCAUCACCGACCCCCAAUGACAUCAUCGUAGUUGGCCACUGUGGAGGUGUAUAUUUUGUUUUAU